AAAGACAGUUGAUUUUUCUAAAGCAAUUAAAAAACAAUUGCGCCUAAUAAAAGUUAAAACAUGGCAGCGAUUCAAGGCACCUUUCUUUUAGCCAUCAUUGCGGUGGUAGCCGCAACAGUUCUUCUGCAAGUCCAGGCCCAAAAUUUGGUACAGGGCUGCAAGUAUGAAAACGAAUUGUGGCCAUCAGAUGAUGGCACGAAAUUUUAUCUCUGUGUUGGUGAUGACUUGGCUUUGGAACAAUCUUGCGAACCCAAUACAUUCUUUGUGAAAAAUUCCACAGUUGCUGGUUGUGUGCCUCUCUCCGAAGUCGACGGUAAUUGUAUUUAUCACGUUGGACCUCCUACCUGUACUGGCAUAAGUUUGAGCCAACCACAGCCGCAUGAGCUCCCUACCAACUUUUAUCUGUGUCCCGUUAGUGGUGGUGAGCCCUUGGUCAUGACAUGUCCCGAUCAGAAAGCCUUUGUCAACCAGGAUGGCUAUUUGGGAUGUUUCACUUGGCCCUCUUGGCGAGAAAUACGUGGUUGCACCAACGACGAAUAAGUCCCAAUAUUUUUGUAUGGGCGUUUCGGUUUAAAAGAUCGAUACGAAUUUUAGCCUAAAAAGGCUUCUCAAUUAGUUUGUGAAUUUAUAUUUUAAUAAACCCCCACCCAUUGCAACCCCAAGCAAACAAAAUCAGUUUAAACAGUGAAUUGUGUAG
Messenger RNA from Stomoxys calcitrans (stable fly), 697 nucleotides. RefSeq lists its product as uncharacterized. Gene Ontology annotation, molecular function: chitin binding. Gene Ontology annotation, cellular component: extracellular region. NCBI's taxonomy places the organism in Eukaryota, Metazoa, Arthropoda, Insecta, Diptera, Muscidae. The record is from RefSeq and is a predicted model, not a curated record. The coding region runs from base 61 to 540 and encodes 159 amino acids. The transcript is spliced from 2 exons.